This is a messenger RNA of Diversispora eburnea, 234 nucleotides long. NCBI's taxonomy places the organism in Eukaryota, Fungi, Glomeromycota, Glomeromycetes, Diversisporales, Diversisporaceae. The record is from the annotation of a GenBank genome assembly.
AAUUAUCUGAAAAAAAUAUCAAUAUCAGUAAAAUAGAAGAUGCCUCAGAAGCUUAUUCAGAUUUCUUAACUAAAGAGGAAGUUAAUUUACCAUUUAUCUUGGAUGAAGUAAAUGCUAUUAUGCAUCAAAUGAAUAGUGAAAUUCAUGUUCGAGAAUUUGAAAAUGCCAUGCGAGAUUUGUUAAAGUCAACAGUUCAUGUUGUAGCUAUGGAUGUCUUUGCAAAUGAAAUUUGUG